Danaus chrysippus (African queen) is the source of this 303-nucleotide messenger RNA. Lineage: Eukaryota; Metazoa; Arthropoda; Insecta; Lepidoptera; Nymphalidae. The record is from the annotation of a GenBank genome assembly.
AUGCAUCAAAAAAAAAAGAGGAAGGAGUUCAGCUCCCCACUCCGGGCGGCCCCUCAGCGGGCGUCACCCGGCGCAAAAAUCGUCCGGGGUCAGAGCGUCGAGCGUGGAAAGAAGGAGUCUCGACGCACAGUCGCUGUGUGCGUCGAGAGAGACGGCGCGAGAGACCGGCGACCGGCGACCGGAGACCGGAGACCGGAGACCGGAGACCGAGCGAUUACUAUCACCUGGCGGCCGGCUACCGCAUUACCCGCCGCCGCUGACAGGCGACCGCGCGCACCACGCGCUCCGACCACCGGCAUAUAA